CCAACGGCUCACAUAAAACACAAGCCAAGGGCUGAGCCGACCGUUGCUUCUUCGAUCCCUCUCGGUUCCCAACUCGUUUUCUCCAUGGAUUGCAGAGCUCUGCUCUUCACCAACUCCUCAACGCCUCUCUUCUUCUCCAAAACCCCCACCAAAUCGCCCUCCCUCCGAUCCCAAACCUCUCCAAAUCCUCUCCCCAACCCAACCGAGUCCAAAUCCCCUGCACCUCCCCCCACCAAACACCUCCAACCACGCAAAUUCUCCGAACGCGCCGCGUUCCCCAACUCCCUCCCCCUCCACUCCAAGAACCCGCACAUCAUCUACAGAGACAUCCAACGUUUCGCCCGCCUCGGAAGGCUCCAAGAGGCCCUCACCAUCCUCGACUACGUCGAGCAACGGGGCAUCCCUGUCAACGCCACCACAUUCUCUUCCCUUCUAUCGGCCUGCUCCAGGCUCAAAGGUCUCACCUUUGGCCGCCAGAUUCAUGUCCAUAUAAGGAUCAACGGCCUUGAGCGCAAUGAAUUCCUUCUUACCAAGCUUGUCCAGAUGUACGCCACCUGCGGCGCCCCCAACGACGCCAAGAGGGUGCUCGCCGAGCUUGCGCCGAAGAGUGUGUAUCCGUGGAAUGCACUGCUCAAAGGAAAUGUCGUCGGCAGCCCGCGUUGGAGCCGUGAGCCGCUUAUGGUGUUCGAGGAGAUGCGGGACGAGGGAGUGGAUGUGAACGAGUACACCUUCUCCUGCUUGAUCAAAAGCUUCGCAGGCUCGCCGGCUUUCACGCAGGGGAAGAAGGCCCAUGCUCUUUUGAUCAAGAAUGGGUUUCUUAGUGCUUCAGUGCUUUUGCAGACUUCUUUGGUUGAUAUGUACUUCAAAUGUGGCAGAAUCCGGAUGGCAAUGAAGAUCUUCGAUGAAAUUACCGAGAGGGACAUUGUUCUAUGGGGAGCAGUAAUAGCGGGAUUUGCACACAAUGGGUUGAGGAGAGAGGCUUUGGAGUACUUGAGGUGGAUGCAGAGAGAACGGAUUGAGCCCAAUUCAGUAAUAGUAACAUCGGUACUCCCGGUAAUUGGAGAGCUCUCUGACCGAAAAUUAGGACAGGAGAUUCAUGGUUAUAUCUUAAAGAGGUUCAGGAAUUUUGGGAAAAUGAUUUUUAUUCAAUCAGGAUUGAUUGAUAUGUACUGCAAAUGUGGGGAUAUGGUCUCGGGGAGGCGCAUCUUCUAUGGUUCGACCGAAAGGAAUGCAGUCUCAUGGACUGCUCUCAUGUCGGGAUAUGCAUCAAACGGCAGGCUCGAGCAAGCUUUGAGAUCUGUUGUCUGGAUGCAGAAGGAAGGGGUCAAGCCUGAUGUCGUUUCGAUUGCGACAGCUCUUCCGGUUUGUGCCGAGCUGAAGGCUUUGAGACCAGGAAAGGAGAUACAUAGCUAUGCUUUGAAAAAUUGGUUCUUGCCCAAUGCCUCCAUAUCCACUUCCCUGAUGACUCUGUACUCAGGAUGUGGAAACUUGGAGUAUUCUUGCAGAGUGUUUGAUGGAAUGGAGAGAAAGACUGUCAUAGCUUGGACUGCCCUAAUUGAUUCAUACUUAAAGAAUGGCAACCCACAUUGUGCUUUGAAUGUUUUCCGAUCGAUGCGGAUAGCUAAUUUUAGGCCCGAUUGCAUUACCUUAGCUAGAGUUUUGAGCACUUCGGGUGACUUGGGAGCAUUAAAACUUGGAAGGGAGAUACAUGGGCAAGUAUUAAAGAUGAAGGCAGAGUCAAUCCCUUUGGUUGUAGCAGAAGUAGUGAAGAUGUAUGGCAGGUGUGGGGAUGUUGAGAAGGCACGUAAGGUCUUUGAUGGGGUCCAGUCCAAGGGAUCGUUAACUUGCACUGCAAUUAUAGAAGCAUAUAGUUCUAACAAUCGAUACAGAGAAGCACUCAGUCUCUUUGAUUGGAUGCUAUCGAAUGGUUUCAUUCCGAAUCAUUUCACUUUUGAUGUGGCCUUAAGCAUUUGUGACAAGGCAGGAUGGCAUGAUGAAGCUCUCAGAAUAUUUGACGCCAUGGUUCGGAAGUAUGAUGUAAAGGCCUCUGAAAAGCAUUUUGACUGCAUGAUUGGCCUUCUUACACGGGAAGGUCGUCUUCAAGAAGCACAGAGGUUUAUCUAUUUGAAGUCAACACUAUUUUAAGUUAACUACAAUGGACUAAAUCUUUUCACUGGUUGCAUCAAUUUUCUUGAUAUGGUUUCUAUUUGUUAUUUCUCAUCUAAAAAAGGAAGUUGAUAUUUGUAGGUCUGAUCACUGAACUGGAAUGGUAAAAAGAAACACCCUGGAUUUUAUGGUCAA
Molecule: messenger RNA, 2301 nt
Organism: Phoenix dactylifera (date palm)
Lineage: Eukaryota; Viridiplantae; Streptophyta; Magnoliopsida; Arecales; Arecaceae
Product: Pentatricopeptide repeat (PPR-like) superfamily protein
Biological process (GO): RNA modification
Molecular function (GO): protein binding; RNA binding
Source: RefSeq, a predicted model, not a curated record